Salarias fasciatus (jewelled blenny) is the source of this 3093-nucleotide messenger RNA. It is a transcript of the gene nhlrc2, whose product is annotated as NHL repeat containing 2. NCBI's taxonomy places the organism in Eukaryota, Metazoa, Chordata, Actinopteri, Blenniiformes, Blenniidae. Gene Ontology annotation, molecular function: protein binding. Bases 7 to 2169 code for a protein of 720 amino acids. The transcript is spliced from 12 exons. The record is from RefSeq and is a predicted model, not a curated record.
AGAAACAUGGCGUCCCAGUGCAGCCUGGCCACUCUGUUUCCUCUCCAAAGUGAGCUGGAUGUCUCUCUGGAUGAAGCUACUACGCAGGAAGAGAAGCAGAGUCUGGUCGACGAAUAUUUGAAAAAACUGGACGAGCGAGAGGACUUGAAGAUACCCGAUUUCCAGCCAGGCCUGGAGUGGCUGAACACGGAGGGCCCUCUGUCUCUGCACAAGGAGCUGGCUGGCAAAGUGGUGCUGCUGGACUUCUUCACAUACUGCUGCAUCAACUGCAUGCACAUCCUGCCUCACCUGCACCAGCUGGAGAAGACGCACUCCGUCCAAGAUGGGCUGGUUAUAAUCGGCGUGCAUUCGGCCAAAUUUCCCAAUGAAAAGGUCCUGGAUAACAUCGGCAGCGCGGUGCUGCGGUACGACAUCUGCCACCCCGUGGUGAACGACGGCGAGGCGCGGCUGUGGCACGAGCUGGAGGUGUCCUGCUGGCCCACGCUGGUGCUGCUGGGGCCGCGCGGCAACCUGCUCUUCUCCCUGGUGGGCGAGGGCCACCGCGACAGGCUGGCGCUGUUCGCCGCCGCCGCCCUCCGGCACUACGGGGCGCGGGGCGCGCUGCGGCCCCACGCCGUCGGCGUCCGGCUGUACCGGGACUCCCUGCCGCCCAGCGUCCUCUCCUUCCCCGGGAAGGUCGCCGUGGACGGCGGCGGCGGCGGCGGCGGCCGGCUGGCCAUCGCUGACACCGGGCAUCACAGGGUGCUGAUCACAUCUCUGGCUGGACACCUGCUGCACGCCGUAGGAGGGCCUGAAAGUGGGAGACAAGAUGGCGACUUGUCCGAGGCGUCCUUCAACUGCCCUCAGGGCGUGGCCAUCAGAGGGGACAGCGUGUACGUGGCCGACACCGAGAACCACCUGAUUCGAAAGAUCGACCUGCUGCAGGGGAAGGUCAGCACCCUGGCCGGGGUCGGCACUCAGGGCACGGACAGAGAGGGCGGGGCCCCGGGGCCUCAGCAGCCGAUCAGCUCCCCGUGGGACGUGGCGCUCGGCACGGCAGGCGGCGUGGAAGACAACGUGCUGUGGAUCGCCAUGGCAGGGACCCACCAGAUCUGGGCUUUGUUCCUCGCCGAUGGAAAGCUGCCCAGAGGAAGCGACUCCAAAGCCGGGACCUGCGUGCGGUGGGCCGGCAGCGGCAACGAGGAGAACCGGAACAACUCCUACCCCCACAAGGCGGGCUUCGCUCAGCCGUCGGGCCUGGCCGCGGCGCCGGAGGAGCCCUGGAGCUGCCUGUUCGUGGCCGACAGCGAGAGCAGCUCGGUCCGCACGCUGGCCCUGAAGGACGGAGCCGUCCGGCUGCUGGUGGGCGGAGAGAGGGACCCGCUGAACCUCUUUGCUUUCGGGGACGUCGACGGGAAAGGCGUGGACGCCAAACUGCAGCAUCCGCUCGGCGUCGCCUGGGCUCCCGAACAGAGCCUGCUCUAUGUGGCCGACUCGUACAACCACAAGAUCAAGGUGGUGGACCCGAAGACGAAGCUGUGCAGCACGUUGGCAGGGACGGGGGAGGCGGGGGACGCUCUGGGGCCGGAGUUCAGCAAAGCCUGCUUCAGCGAACCGGGGGGGAUCUGUGUGUCCGGCGGGGGGAGGCUCCUCUACGUGGCCGACACCAACAACCACCAAGUCAAAGUGCUGGACCUGGUCUCCAAGACCGUGUCUCCGUUGAACAUCGUCACUGAGAGCACAGACUCGGCGAAGCCGUCGCCUCCUACCAAAGCCCCGCCGCUGCCCAGAUCGGCUGCCAGGAGAGAGCUGCCCCCGGUGUGUGUGUCUGCGGGCCAGACCGUCGUCAUGACGCUGACGCUGUCCCUGCCGGACGGGGCCAAGCUGACCGACGAGGCCCCCAGCUGCUGGGCGCUCUCCGCCGAGGGCAGCGAGCGGCUCCUCGGCGGCCAGCUGGUCACCGGCGACGUGGUCGACCUGUCGCGGCCCCUCCGCGUCUCCGCCGCGCUGCCGGCCGCCGUGGAGGAGUCGGACCGCGGCGCGCGCCUCACCCUCAGCGUGUGGCUGUACUACUGCCUGGAGGCGGGCCACGCCUGCACCAUGAAGGCCGCCUCCUUCUCGCAGCCGCUGCGGAUCGGCGCCGGCCCCGGCGAGGGCGAGGUCAACGUGGCGUGGAGCCACGCCUUCUGACGGCGCCUGAUGAAACCACACUUCCAGUUCUGUCAUCUCAAGUAUUAACAAGUGACAUUUAAUUGAGCUGAUGCAGAAUUCAGACUGAAGAGGUUCUCUAUGCAUGAACACAUUUUUAUAUAACAUGAUUAUUAUCUUUUGAGUAAUAUAUUUUCAUUUCUACUGUCUGUGUCGCUGAUUUAUCUUGGAAGAAGUCGGCGCGUCGUUCUUCGCCUUCGGGCACAAACUAAUCAAAGCUCCCAUAAAUAUUUGGCCACAUGUGUGUUUGCAGAGUCUCGCUCUUUAAAAGGUUACGCUCACGGCCGUCGGGCUCCGUUCAGAGUCUCCACUGAUUCCGCUCUUUUGAUCAUGAUCGUUCGUGACACAAGUAGCCUUUUUCUAUUGAGAGCAUGAAGAAUGGUUCUUAUCUGAGCGAUGAAUAAAGUGCCUGUUCUGGAUCCGGGAGAGAAGCAGCCCGCCGUGAACUGCUGACCCCGGCCGGCUGCUGCUCGGCCCUCCCGCUCUGGGAUAUCGCGUCGAAGAAGCCAACACUUAUUAAAAUCUCCGUAUCCAGCGUUUGUAAACUCCGUCUGUCCUCCGCAAAGGGAGCUCGAUAUGAAAGCGACGCUCUAAUAAUGAUCUGAUUCAUCACGUCGCGUCGGGCCGUGUAGUGUGAUAAGGUGCAAGUUGUUAUUGUCAUUUUCUCCUUAUUGGUUUUCAGGAACGCGCACGAGAGCGUGCGACGAUCUUCGUGAUUGCGCGCGAAAAGACUGAUUUGAUUGGGAUCGUUCGGCCCCAGGUGCCUUGGUUCGAGGCGUCGCCGCAAAUUGGCGGCGCUUUAACGGCGUGAGAAGCAAUAACGCCGCCGCCGGCGGUGCGAUUUUCUGUACCGGGAGGAACAUUUCACUCCCGCCACUUAUUACCCGAAUAAACUGCAAAAGAUGC